AUGGCUAGAGGAAAAACUACCCUGCCAUUUCGUUUCUUCAAGAUCAUCCUCCAAACAAAUCUUCAAAGGAUUAAAAUACCAAAUGAGUUUACAAGGAGACAUGGAGUUGGUCUGUCAAAUCCAGUGUUGAUCAAGCCUCCUGAUGGAACUAAAUGGAAAGUUUAUUGGAAAAAAAUCAAUGGUGAGAUUUGGUUCGAAAAGGGUUGGAAAACUUUUACUGAAAAUUACUCUCUUGGACAUGGGUUUUUGGUGUUGUUUAAUUAUGAAGAAGGAACUUCUAAGUUCCUUGUACACAUACUUGGCAAGAAUGCAGUAGAAAUAGACUAUGAUGAAAAUGUUGAUCAUAGUGAUGAUGAAUCAUGUCAAAUUUUGGAUGAAUGGCCAAAUCAAAAGACUGGAAGGAGGCCACCAUUAGAUUCCCCUCGACCACGUAAGAAAGUUAGAGGUGAGAUUAAGAAGACUACUGAAAGAACUACAUCAUUGAAUUGGCCUAUGGGAGCUAGAGCUCGAGAAGUAGCUGCAAAAUUCAUCUCAAGCAAUCCUUUUUUCACAAUUCUCAUAAAGCCUAAUCAUCUGGUAGAAACUCGGCUGUGUGUACCAAAUUUAGAAGGGGUUAUUGAGAACAAAGAGAAGUAUGUGGUUCUGCAGAUUGGGAAAAGAUCAUGGAAUGUGAAAUUGCUCCGUUAUUACGAGGCUAAAAAUGGUCGCCACCUAUCAGCAGGUUGGUCCUUGUUUGCAAGUGAAAGUGGACUGCAAUCGGGAGAUGUUUGUGUCUUUGAACUGACAAACAAGCAAGAUUUAGUUUUUAAAAUUCAUGUUUUAUAA
This is a messenger RNA of Medicago truncatula (barrel medic), 825 nucleotides long. RefSeq names its product B3 domain-containing transcription factor VRN1. NCBI's taxonomy places the organism in Eukaryota, Viridiplantae, Streptophyta, Magnoliopsida, Fabales, Fabaceae. Bases 1 to 825 code for a protein of 274 amino acids. The record is from RefSeq and is a predicted model, not a curated record. The transcript has 4 exons. Gene Ontology annotation, molecular function: DNA binding.